AUGAAGCAAUGGAGUUACUAUAUCGCUAUCAAAGUCAACUCACAAAAUCAACAAUACCAGACGACAAACAGCAAAUUUAAGUUGAAUUUGAAAUCUGAGAAGAUUACUGAGCAGAAUGAAGGACAAAGUUCUCGAGCUUUUUAA
Funneliformis mosseae is the source of this 144-nucleotide messenger RNA. Lineage: Eukaryota; Fungi; Glomeromycota; Glomeromycetes; Glomerales; Glomeraceae. The record is from the annotation of a GenBank genome assembly.